GCAGGAAGGAUGCUUCUAGAGCUGCUGCUCUGUGACACACUGAGUCUUUUUCAGGACAUUCUCAUAAUUCUUAUGUAUUCCAUUAGUUGUAACCAGUAAGCGUGCAUGCCAGAAGACUAAUAUUGAGCUGGAUUCCUCUGUCUGUUGCACAUGGGCUAAGCCCCUUAAAAGAAGCCUAUUACAUUCAGCUACCCUUCACCUCGAAAGGAAGUCUAAUUAAAAGCAUGGAAGUGGACUAGCACAGAGACUUGGAAAGUUGAAAGAAAUUCUCAUUGUGAGAGAACAGGUGGCUGCUGUUCAGAAGGAUGAAAAUCUUGAGACGCUUCCGGAGGCAAAGCAGCUGGAGAAUAAUGGCUAUGGUGAGAUCCUCACUUCAGAAAGUGAUGCUUCUUCUACACAGAGUCCAAACUGUGACUUUUACAUCACCAAGAUAUCAGAAACUGUGUAAGGAUAUGCAGACAGAGAUUACUACCAACUGUGGUUUCUCCAGAAGGAGGAUGAGGGACCAAUCACAGGGUUUUAAAGGAAUAAGCCCUGAUGAAAAUAACCACCCCUAUGGAAAUAUCUUUCCUAACAGGGACUCUGUGGCGCUUCCUAGUGAGAGUGGUGCAGACUUAAUGACGCAACUAGAUGAACUCUGGUUCUGGGCAAAGCUGAAAGAUGAAGAACUUACCAGUCAUAGCACUACUGGUGAUGAUACUAAUAAUCUACUGGAGCACCAAGACUACUGUAUGAAGCAGCUCAGCAGUCAAAGGCAAGAUUUAGAGAGUCCACUGAAGCAGAUGUGUCUGUUUCCUCUGCAUCAUAUGGAUAAUCUGAAUGAAAGCAAUGUGAAAGAAGAAGCAGAGCCUGCUCUGAUGGACCAGAAGAUGUGGUUGGCUCAUGCUGUGCUGGAUGAGGCCAUGGAAGUUCAACAUCACUGGGAUCGGUUCGGUUUUAACACAGCUAGCUGGCAGCAGCAGGUCAGAUGGGUACUGAGAGCUCUUCAGGACCUCCAGGAUGCCAUGCAUCAGCUAGACUUGGGCUUGGCAAUGAUGGAGAAUAAGUGGGAGGGAUGUUGCUCAGAUGGAACUACACUGGACAGCUAUAUGCUGGACGAUUUUGAAGAAAGUGCACAAGUGAUGAAUCAGCACAGACAGUUCAUAGUGGCUCAAGUUGAUAACAGACUGUUGUCUCAAGACUUCUUAUCUGUCUCGGUUCAGUAUCCAUGGCAGAGGGCAGUAUUUCAUAACAGUGUCCCUUAUUACAUCAACCAUGAAAAACAGUCCACAUCAUGGGAUCAUCCAUUGAUGACUCAACUAUUACAGUCAAUGACUGAGCUCCAGCACGUACGAUUCUCAGCAUACCGCACAGCUCUGAAGAGUCGCAGAGUUCAGAAAGCCCUGUGUUUGGACCGUUUGGAGUUGGCCAUGGUUCAGGGUGUCUUUGAACAACAUCAGCUGACUCAAAACGAGCACAUUUUGGAGGUUCCAGCCAUCAUUAACUGUCUAUUGACAAUAUACACUGAACUUCAGCAGAUGUAUCCAGAGCUCAUCAAUAUCCCCUUGUGUGUGGACCUGUGUCUUAACUGGCUUCUAAACGUUUAUGACAGGGAUCGAAGUGGUAAAGUUCAAAUUCUGUCUAUAAAGAUUGGACUUCUUUCUCUGUCAAAAGGACACAUUGGAGAGAAGUAUAAAUAUCUAUUCACUCAGGUGGCCAGCUCUGCAGGAGUGUGUAACCCAAAACAGCUUGGAAUGCUGCUACACACUACUAUCCAGAUCCCCUACCAGCUGGGUGAAGCCACUGCUUUCGGAGGGAGUAAUGUGGAACCAAGCGUCCACAGCUGCUUUCAGCAUGUAGGUGAUAAGGACACAGUUGAGCUGGAGCAGUUUGUGGAUUGGAUGCAUCUAGAGCCUCAAUCCAUGGUGUGGCUGCCGGUGAUGCACAGAUUGGCUGCAGCUGAGACCGCCAAGCACAAGGCCAAGUGUAACAUCUGUAAAGAGUGUCCCAUGGUGGGCUUUAGGUAUCGUAGUCUGAAGCAUUUCAACUAUGAUGUGUGUCAAAGAUGUUUCUUCACUGGGAGAACUACUAGAAGUCACAAAUUAACCUAUCCUAUGGUGGAAUACUGCACCCCAACCACUUCUGGGGAAGAUGUACGAGAUUUCACCAAAGUGCUGAAAAACAAGUUUCGCUCUAAAAAGUACUUCAGUAAACAUCCACGUCUUGGAUACCUGCCAGUCCAGAAUAUUGAUUUAGACAUGAAUGAAGAAUACACAGACAGCCAAAUGUCUCUGCAGUCCCCUCAGAGGACAUGGUGUGUGCAGCAGGACAGCGGACAUGAUGGAUCAGGAACACACCAGACAAGAUGACUUUUCAGGAAGAACUGAAAAGCAAGUACCCUGUCAGUGCAUCUGUUUAACAAUACAAUAGUGUUGUAAAUAUUAUUUACAGGAUUAGGAUUAGGAUCCAGGUAUCUUUCUAUUUAGAUUCUGUGAUAUUGUCUGUGUUAAUGCUGCCUCUUUAUGUACAUGAAGUAAUCAGAGUAUUAUGAUGUUACAUUAUGCUGUUACACUUCUCAUCAAAACAUACAAUGCAUUUUGUAUUUAUUUAAUUCGUUGUAGUAAUGCAGAUUUCAGUAUUAGUGACUAAGACAUUACACUGACUGUGAGCCACAAUAAAAACAAUAAUCCAAGAAUUUUUAUUAUUCAACAAUUUCAUAUUCGCCAUUAUUUGUUGCACAUCAUCACAUCAGUACUCAGAACUCAAAUAUUGCAAGAUGUUUUGUUUG
Molecule: messenger RNA, 2767 nt
Organism: Tachysurus vachellii
Lineage: Eukaryota; Metazoa; Chordata; Actinopteri; Siluriformes; Bagridae
Product: utrophin-like
Exons: 16
Coding region: 306-2348 (680 amino acids)
Biological process (GO): synaptic signaling
Cellular component (GO): plasma membrane
Molecular function (GO): zinc ion binding; protein binding
Source: RefSeq, a predicted model, not a curated record